AUCACAACUCACAAGGUUAUAUAGUAAGGAAAAUCAAUUCCCCAACAUUUAUCAAAACAAUAACAUAGUAUUUCCCAAAUUAAUUAGUAGUAAUUAAAUUGACAAAGAAAGAAAGCAAGAAAGAAUUAAGGAGGAGAUGGGUAGUAGUAGCGCUACUAAGAAGGAGAUGGAAGUGGUGAAAGGGGUGGAUCUGGAGCGAUACAUGGGAAGGUGGUAUGAAAUAGCAUCUUUUCCGUCAAGGUUUCAGCCUAAAGACGGCGUCAACACCAGAGCCACUUACAAGCUCAACCCUGACGGAGCCACCGUCCACGUCCUCAACGAAACCUGGAGUGGUGGCAAGAGGAGUUUUAUCGAGGGUUCCGCCUACAAAGCCGACCCUAACUCCGAUGAGGCUAAGCUCAAGGUUAAAUUCUAUGUGCCCCCUUUCCUUCCCAUCAUCCCUGUUGUUGGCGACUAUUGGAUUCUUUUCCUCGAUGAUGAUUAUCAGUAUGCCUUGAUUGGCCAGCCUUCUCGCCGAUAUCUCUGGAUUCUUUGCCGGACACCUCAUAUGGAUGAGGAGAUAUACAACCAGCUGGUGCAGAAGGCCACUGACGAAGGGUAUGAUGUCAGCAAACUCCACAAGACUCCUCAAGCUGACCCUCCGCCGGAAGUUGAUGAUGCUCCCGAGGACACCAAAGGCGUUUGGUGGUUUAAAUCCAUCUUCGGCAAAUAAAUUAAAUACAACAAAUGAAUGCUGUCCUGUAUUUAGCCUAGCUUUGUAUGUCUCCAGUCCUGCAUCUGUUUUCCCUUACAACUACUGGAUUGAUUUCUGUUUGCUUAGUGUCUUAUAGUGCUGCUUGUAAAUGGAGUGCUCUAUUUGUACUGUAUAUUUAUCAUUUGUCUCAAUUAUCUUCUCAUGUCUAUUUGUAAA
Molecule: messenger RNA, 910 nt
Organism: Chenopodium quinoa (quinoa)
Lineage: Eukaryota; Viridiplantae; Streptophyta; Magnoliopsida; Caryophyllales; Amaranthaceae
Product: temperature-induced lipocalin-1-like
Exons: 2
Coding region: 137-712 (191 amino acids)
Source: RefSeq, a predicted model, not a curated record